Messenger RNA from Funneliformis caledonium, 590 nucleotides. Lineage: Eukaryota; Fungi; Glomeromycota; Glomeromycetes; Glomerales; Glomeraceae. The record is from the annotation of a GenBank genome assembly.
AUGAUUUAUCUCAACUUGGAACGUUCAGAAAUUUUAGAAAAUAUUCAAGGUGGAAUCGUAGAUAAGAAUAACAAUAUUAGUACAAUAUUUGAAGAAAUAGAUUCUUUAAGAGAAAUGAAAACUUCAUUGAGUUUCAAUAUGGCAACACUAGCGCUCAAUCCUGGUCGUAAUUCAUCUGAUUAUCAUUAUAACGAUCGAUUAAUAACUGAAAUGACUAUAUUGAAAAAGUUAGGACGAUGCAAUAAUAUCAUUAAAUUUAUUGGUGUUGUAAAAUUGAAUAUUGGAUUCAUUAGCAUUUAUGAAUGGGCAGAAGAUGGAAAUUUAAAGGAUUAUUAUGAACUUCAAGGAAAAGAAUUUAACUGGAAUGAUAAACUUCGAAUUUCUCUUGACAUUUGUCGUGGCUUAUGUUUUUUACAAAAUGCAAAUAUCUCACAUCAACGUCUUGAAGCUAAAUUAACAGGAUUUCAAAGAAAUUGUGCUUAUAUCCUUCAAUUUGAGAAAAGAAACGAUAAGGGACAAGAUGAAAUAAGAUGGUCUGCUCAAGAAUACUUGGUUAACAAAAAUUGGAAUGUUAAAAGUGAAGUAUUUAG